AUGGCUCCAGUAGUUCUAGACGAUAAAUCUGCAUCUGAAUCACCAAGAAGCGACUCUCCAGUCCACGGCCUCUCCAGUGUUGUCAAGGACAUCACUCUUGGUCGUUAUGUGUUCGAGAGAUUGCUCAACUGUGGUUCCAAGACCAUUUUCGGUGUUCCAGGUGACUUCAACUUGCCUUUGCUAGAAUACUUGUACGAAGAAGAGUUGGUGCAAAACGGGCUCCAAUGGGUUGGUACUUGUAACGAAUUGAACGCUGCAUAUGCUGCGGACGGUUACUCCCGUUACACUAGUAAAAUCGGUUGUGUAAUCACCACAUUUGGUGUCGGUGAAUUGUCCGCUUUGAACGGUAUUUCUGGUGCCUUUGCGGAAGAUGUUAAGGUCUUGCACAUUGUCGGUGUCAGUCCAACCAAGUUCAGAAAGAAUGACAAGUUCCGUUCCCACAAUGUUCACCACUUGGUUCCAGACUUGGAUGGUGACAAGGAACCAAACCACGAAGUUUACUUCGAUAUGAUUAAGGACAGAGUUUCUUGCUCUAGCGCUUUCUUGCACGAUGUCGAAUCUGCACCAGAAAAGAUCGACAAGGUUAUUGCUGAUAUUUACAAGUACAGUAAGCCAGGUUACAUCUUUAUUCCAGCUGAUUUCGCUGAUGAAAUGGUCUCUAAUAAGAACUUGGUUGAGACCCCAGUUAUAGACUUGCCUUAUGUCAUUGAAAACACAACCUCUAAGGAUGCUACCAAAAAGGCCGGUGACAAAAUCUUGCAAUGGCUAUACGAAUCUAAGACUCCAUCUGUCUUUUCCGACGCUCUAGUUGGUAGAUUUAACUUGAACAAGGAUAUUCGUGAGCUAAUCAACAAGGUUGACAUGUGGAACUUCACCACUGCCAUGGCUAAGUCUUCUUUGGACGAACAUCACCCAAAGCAUUUGGGUGUCUACAAGGGUGCUGAAACUGGUAAGGAAAUGCAAUCCAUUGUGGAAAUGAGUGACUUGAUCCUACACUUUGGUCCUUGUAAGAAUGAAAUCAACUUUGGUUACUACACUUUCCGUUACAACGACAACGCCAGAGUUGUUGAACUUUCGAAGGACAAGAUCACAUUCUUCGAAACUAAGGCUAAUGGUUCAGUUGAAGUUCAAGAAGCUAACUUUGCUGCCGUUUUGAAAUACAUGAAUGAAAACCUAGAUGUCUCCAAGAUUUCCACCGCUUACCCAUCUGUCUCUAGAACUAGAGAACACAUCGAAUUUGGUGAAGAUGAUGAAAUUAGUCAACAGAGUUUGAAGCGUAUAGUGGAGAAUUUCUACAACCCUGGUGAUGUUUUGGUUGUUGAAACUGGUUCUUUCCAAUUUAACUUGAUCAACAUGAAAUUCGCUCCAGAAAUGAAAUAUAUGACACAAACAUUCUACCUUUCUAUUGGUAUGGCUUUGCCAGCUGCAUUAGGUGUCGGCUGUGGUAUGCGCGACUACCCAAGAUCUCACAUUAUCAACCAAUCUGCUGUCCCAGCAGACUAUGUUCCAAAGUUGAUCUUGUGUGAAGGUGAUGGUGCUGCUCAAAUGACUAUUCAAGAAUUUGCUUCUUACAUUCGUUACAAGAUCCCAAUGAACAUUCUUUUGUUCAACAACAAUGGUUACACUAUUGAAAGAGCUAUUCUAGGACCAACCAGAAGUUAUAAUGAUAUUGCACCAGUUAAGUGGACCGCUUUGCUUAACGCUUUUGGUGACUUUGAAAACAAAUUCAGUGAAACUGUUACUGUUUCCAAGAAUAAGGAAAUCAUUGAAGUUUUGAACGAAUGGAAAAAGGAGAAGGUUCCUUCUAAGAUCAAGUUGGCAGAAGUUAUGUUACCAGUUAUGGAUAUUCCUUCUGAGUUGGAUGCUAUGUUGGUAAAUGGUAAGCCAAAAUAA
Messenger RNA from Kluyveromyces marxianus DMKU3-1042, 1893 nucleotides. RefSeq names its product phenylpyruvate decarboxylase ARO10 (gene ARO10). The record is from RefSeq and is a predicted model, not a curated record. Bases 1 to 1893 code for a protein of 630 amino acids. The transcript has a single exon. Gene Ontology annotation, molecular function: carboxy-lyase activity; magnesium ion binding; thiamine pyrophosphate binding. NCBI's taxonomy places the organism in Eukaryota, Fungi, Ascomycota, Saccharomycetes, Saccharomycetales, Saccharomycetaceae.